Messenger RNA from Cetraspora pellucida, 443 nucleotides. The record is from the annotation of a GenBank genome assembly. NCBI's taxonomy places the organism in Eukaryota, Fungi, Glomeromycota, Glomeromycetes, Diversisporales, Gigasporaceae.
CCAAAGUUGACACCGAAUCCGAAGAUGAAUUUUCCAAUAUAUCAACAUCUGCCAAUACUGCAUCACAAAUAAAAAAGCAAACAACGCUUGCUAAUUAUGUUUUACGCCCACUUUCUAAUAAUGAUAAAUCGCACUUUGAGAAUUUACUACCUAAUAGGCAUGCAAUUAGUGACCGAAUUCUUUCAAAAAUAUCAGUGAAUAUAACGAAAGAAAUUUUACAAAAAGCAUGCGCGGAUAAAAUUGGGGUAAUUGCAGCUUUCGACGGCUGGACAAAUAUUAAGAGAGAGCAUCUGUUUGGCGUAGUUUUAAUAACUUCUUGGGGUAAACCUUUGAUCUGGAAUGUGAGUGAUAUAAGUAAUCAGCGAUCAAUGACCGAGAAUGCAAAACUUCAUAUUAAAAACAUAAUGAAUGAUGCAGAGAAAAAUACAAGAAUUAAAAAAUGA